Nasonia vitripennis (jewel wasp) is the source of this 3157-nucleotide messenger RNA. Its product is annotated as transducin beta-like protein 3. Gene Ontology annotation, biological process: endonucleolytic cleavage in 5'-ETS of tricistronic rRNA transcript (SSU-rRNA, 5.8S rRNA, LSU-rRNA); endonucleolytic cleavage to generate mature 5'-end of SSU-rRNA from (SSU-rRNA, 5.8S rRNA, LSU-rRNA). The transcript is spliced from 15 exons. Lineage: Eukaryota; Metazoa; Arthropoda; Insecta; Hymenoptera; Pteromalidae. Gene Ontology annotation, cellular component: small-subunit processome; 90S preribosome; nucleolus. The coding region runs from base 678 to 3092 and encodes 804 amino acids. Gene Ontology annotation, molecular function: U3 snoRNA binding; protein binding. The record is from RefSeq and is a predicted model, not a curated record.
GGUCUCGUUGUGUAUACCCAAUGUUGAGGCAGGGCAGAACUGCUUGAGAAAAAUCCACUUCACCCACUGAUAAACAAUCGAACCAAUCGUCUUCUGUUCGUUCGGAGAUUCUUCCGAAAGUUUUGGAUACUUAUAUCUAAAUUAAGCCCCGACGUUUCGACAAACACCAACAACAAAUUGCACUGCUUGCAAGCGGCGCGGGAAAAACGAAUAUCCUCCCACUGCCGACGAGCAGUUGACUUCGGGUUUUCGUCCAGUCAAAAGGUUAAGAAAACGACCCGGACGAACGAUUCUCGACUUGCAGCUGGUUCUUCGAGGUCCGGGACACGACGAGAAGACGAGGAUCACGGAACUUUGUUGUUGUCGACUCCGUUAUAACCUUGGCCAGCAACUCGGUCAUGAGCCACAAGUUGAUAAGCUAGGAACCUGACCGGCGCGUCCCUCCGGGCAGAUGGCGUUAGUUUAAGCGCUGCUGGUUCGAGCCGUCGCUGUUUGGUGGCGGCGGUUUUCCUGAUGCGUUUUUUCGGCAUACGCGCGUCCACGAUUUUAUCGAGUUUCGCUGCUUUGUGGAUGAAGUGUGCCCACGUGCUUUUUUGACCGAUCCGCAGAGUGGCUGUGAUGCUGCUUCUUAGAUUAUUUAUUUAAACAUUGUUGUGAGAAACAAAUGAGAGAGCAAAAUGAGUAGCGGUAACUUGAAGGAGUCGUUUGAGGUGGAAAGUAAACAUGAGGCUUUUUACACCGGAGGAAAUAUCUUGUGGAGUGAAGAUAGCGAGAACCUCUUCUGUCAAAACAGAGAUUUUAUAUCUGUUGUAUCGGUGAGUAAAGGAGCUGUGAAGCUCACAUUGGGAAAAGCUAAUGAAAAUGAAGAAGAGGAUGUUAUCAACAGUUUUACUACCAGUAAAGAUGGCAAAUUCAUUGUCACCCAUCAUAAAAGUAGUCUUUUCAAACUGUGGAAUGGAACAGAUGUAAAACCCACUAAGGUUUGGAAAUCUAUCCAUAAUGGUCCUGUAGCUGCAAUAGCAUUGACAAACAGUGGAUCGAAUAUGGCGUCAGGUGGUGUUGAUGGAUCUGUAAGAUUAUGGGACUUUGAACAUCACACUUGUACGCAUAAUUUGAAAGGAGCUCAGGGAGUUGUGAGCAUUAUAUGUUAUCAUCCGGAUGUGGAGAAGCAUCUAGUUUUUGCAUCUGCUGAUGAUUAUGUUAUCCAUGGUUGGAAUACCCAAACUGGUCAAAAGGAAGUAACUUUAGAAGGGCAUUUUAGUAAAGUUACAUCAUUAUCAUUCCAUGAAGAUGGAGUCCAUGCAUUGAGUUCUGGCAGAGAUAAAGUAUUAAUAUUGUGGGAUAUCGUAAAAAAGGCCUCAGUGCGUAUUUUACCAGUAUAUGAGUGUAUUGAAGGUGCAUUCAUCAUACCAGACAGUGCUUCUCUUCCUGUAUCCAAGGCCAAAAACAAAUCGUCGAUUUAUGCAGCAAGUGCUGGAGAAAAAGGUGUCGUAAAAAUAUGGGAAAUGAAAUCUGGCCGAAUGCUUUAUGAGCAAACAAAUUCUCUGAUACCAGCUGCUAAAGAAGAGAAUGGUCUUGCUGUAAAACAUUUGCUUUACAAUGAAGAGAGCAACAGUGUUGGACUUGUCUCUACUAGUCAUAAUAUCUUGGUUUACUCAUUAGAAAAAUUCGAGUGUAGCAAACAAUUAAUAGGCUAUAUAGAUGAAAUUUUAGAUAUUGCUUACAUAGGUAGCAAUAAUUCACAUUUGGCUGUAGCAACUAAUACAUCUGAUAUCAAACUUUAUGAAUUAUCAACAAUGAGUUGUCAAAUACUGUGUGGUCACACAAAUAUCGUAUUGUCACUUGCAUCAACACCCGCCAAUCCUAAUAUACUUCUAUCCUCCGAUAAAGAUAACUGCGUGAGAUUAUGGCUGAUGGACGAAGAAACAAGGACUGUUAAUUGCAUAGGAUCAGGAACUAGACACACAGCAGCAGUAGGCUGUGUAGCUUUUUCCCAAACGGAAGCUAAAUUUUUCGUAUCUAUAAGUCAAGAUUCAUGUCUUAAGAUGUGGGAUUUACCAGAAAAUAUAGCAUACACUGGAACCCAAGUAGCCCUUAAUGCAACACAUACAGUCGCGGCACACACAAAAGAUAUUAACAGCGUGACGGUAUCGCCAAACGAUAAGCUUAUCGCUACCGGAUCUCAGGACAAAACUGCGAAGUUGUGGUCUGCUGAUAAUUUACAACAGCUGGGAGUGUUUCGUGGCCAUCGCAGAGGCGUUUGGUGCGUGCGGUUUUCCCCUAUAGAUCAAGUCCUAGCGACCUCAUCCGCUGAUUGCACAAUCAAAUUGUGGUCUCUCGGUGAACUAAAUUGCUUAAAGACUUUUGAAGGACACGAAUCUGCAGUGUUGAAAAUGGAAUUUCUGUCGCGUGGUAUGCAAAUCAUCUCAUCGGGAGCAGACGGACUUCUUAAAUUAUGGAGUGUAAAAUCUGCAGAGUGUAACGCAACAUUAGACCAGCAUAAUAAUCGGGUUUGGUCCAUUGCUGUGAAUAAAAACGAAACCCAUCUGGUGAGUGGUGGAAGCGAUUCGCUAUUAGUCAUAUGGAGAGAUACAACGCAAGAAAAUAAGGCAAAGGCAAUUGCAUUACAAGAGGAGUUAAUGAAAGAUGAACAGAAGUUGGCAAAUUGCUUGCAGGCACAGAAACUGACGAAGGCGUUGAGAUUAGCCCUGAAGUUACAAAAGCCGAUGCACGUGUUACGUAUCAUCGAAGCUCUAGUGAAAAAAGGAGAGGAAGACUUGACAACUACGAUUGUCGAUUUAAAGCCGUCGCAGCAGGACGAAUUAUUGAAAUGCGCUGUUAUUUGGAAUACAAAUGCGCGCAAUUUCCAAGUUGCUCAGCUUGUCAUAAACACACUUCUCAAAGAGAUUGGCUUAGAAAAUCUUCAAUCGGUAGAUUUAAAAGAAAAGUUGCAAUCGAUGAUCCCGUACACGGACCGACAUUUGAAGAGGUUAACGCAACAUUAUCAAGACUUGCAUCUUCUAUCGUACACGAUAAAUAGCAUGAAAGCGCAUAACCCAGCUGUUGAAGGCAAGGAGACAGCCGAAGUGUAAAUACUUAAAUAUUUUAAGUUAUUGUUAAAUAAAAAAGUUUUAUGACGUAUUUUUACACCUAAAAA